AUGGCAACAGAUCAGGUGAACAUUCAGGCAGUUGGAGACAAUGAAUGGAGUGAUAUUCAGGCAACAGAGGCAAAGAUAGCUAAUGUAAGGGAAGUAGCACUUGAAACUGAUGGAAACAACUUGGAUAUUCCUAUGCAUGAUGUGAUCUUAGAAGCAGCUGUAGUAAGAGCGGAAGAAAAGGUUAGGGUGGCAGAAGCAAAUGCUGAAGCUAGGAUAAAGGAGGCUGUUCAGAGAGAAUCUGCAGCAACGAAAGAGAAGGAAGAGCUUCUUGCAUAUGUGAAUGUACUAAAAGCCCAACUUCAAAGGCAACACAUUGAUACAACUCAAGUUUUUGAGAAGACAGAGUCAUGCUCAGAUACAAAGCAUGUUGACCCCACAGAAGAGAAUGUGGAUAAAGCAUGCCUGAGUGUUUCUAGAGCUAUCCCGGUUGCAUUUUGA
Cajanus cajan (pigeon pea) is the source of this 438-nucleotide messenger RNA. NCBI's taxonomy places the organism in Eukaryota, Viridiplantae, Streptophyta, Magnoliopsida, Fabales, Fabaceae. The record is from RefSeq and is a predicted model, not a curated record.